This is a messenger RNA of Saccostrea echinata, 3017 nucleotides long. RefSeq lists its product as uncharacterized. The record is from RefSeq and is a predicted model, not a curated record. Gene Ontology annotation, biological process: hemocyte migration. The transcript is spliced from 7 exons. NCBI's taxonomy places the organism in Eukaryota, Metazoa, Mollusca, Bivalvia, Ostreida, Ostreidae. Gene Ontology annotation, cellular component: membrane. Gene Ontology annotation, molecular function: growth factor activity. Bases 763 to 2061 code for a protein of 432 amino acids.
UCAUAUUCUUCCACGCUAGUAUAGGAGGACUGUUGUUAUGGAUUCAAGUAAUAUUAUCUUAGGACAUUCCGACUAUUUUUUCCGUGACAUUACAUAUAAUCUUUUAAUUUGGUAAUCAUGGAAACCAAUGGGUGCAUCCAAAGUCUUGAGUUAUAUAGUAUUGAGGAUUAAAUUGGUUGUGUCACUCGUCGAAUUAAUAACGCUCUCUUAGUCCGUGGUCGGUCUGUCACUGUUUGAAUGCAACAAAAGGUGUCAGAAUUUGAACCAAAGUGAUAGGCAGAUAUGCACUUAUUAGUAAUAUAUUAUGCAAACGAUUUUUUUCUCCCUUUAAGUAUUUGUACGAAAAUAUUAAAUCUGACAUUUUGUGGUUUAUUUUUCUUGCAGAUCACUUGAAAGCCCAAAAACGAUAUAAGUAUAAACGGAAGACAUUAACAUUAUUGGAUUUGGUCUUAUACUUGAGCACGUAAAGUGGAAUUAACGACGUCUAAGAGUCAGAAAGUUAAAAUUUCUAAGGUGAAAAGAAACACGAAUUCUGGAUAUUUUAGCAUUUGACAUUGGCCUUUCGAAAGAGAUUUGAGGAUCACCUGUCAUUGACAGUUGUGAAGUGUUUUAUCGAGAUACCAAGUUAUUUCUCAGUGAUUUUGGAGUACCUAUAUCAUCGUCAUGUAAAGCGAUAACGUGUAACUCACCUUCAAUUUAAAUAACCUGGACUUAUACUGGGAUAAUUUAGAAGUUAGUGACAUAUUUUACACACUUAAUGUAAUGAUGGAUUGUUCUCACGAGGAGCAUAAAAUGAGACUAAGCCCUCUACCCAACAAGUGGUCGGAAGCAUCCAGACAUCUAUAUAGAUCUGGUAUUGAAAAUCGUCAAAGUUUCCACAAAAAUCUGCCGAAGUGUUCACAAGACGAUUCUAUAGUUUCUUACGGACAUUACGAUACAAUAGCUAGAAAAAGUAGGUGUUUAAAUUGUUGUGAUAGAGAAAUAGAAAGGAAGUAUUGGUCAGACCGUUCUUAUAAUACUCGACAAAGCCAUCAUAGAACUAAUAAAAAGUGUUUAGAGAAGUGGAUUACAUUUAUACAAAGUUCUAAAAUGGUUCGUCUUGGAGGAAGGAUUCUUUUAUUUGUUAUUUUAGUGUCAGUGUUUGGAAUUAUAUUUGGAGGCUCCUUUUCUUCACGAGUCAGUGACUCGGACAAAAUUCAUCUCGGGGAAGAAGCAAAAUUAGUAAUGCACAAAAUCCAACCGGUAGGAUCAAGAGUUUUUCACGAGCACGUAAAAAAUGUGUCGAAAUACCAUAUGCACAAUUAUCACGACAUGUUAAGAAUAUUUUUCAAAAAUCCAAGUGACAAAGAAAUAGACUUGUUUCUCAAAAGAAAGACAUUGAAAGACAUUCUGCCUGAAGAUGAUUUUUCCAAACGAGAUUACAAUUACGUCAACGACGAAGCUUAUUAUCCCUUCGAUCCGUUAGACCUUGCUGACCAAGCCGAGCAGCAUUAUACACAUGUAUUAGAUCACCCGUAUUCAUCCUGUCAUGAACCAAAACCGGAAGUGAUAUACAUUCCACCGGAAGGACAUAAGAAGUUCAUUCCGGAAUAUACUAUUCUUCAUCGAUGUAGAAAUACAACCGGGUGUUGUUGGGAUAAAUCUCAGACUUGUGCUGUUAAAAACCUGGAAAUCGUCACACGAAGUUUCUUUGUUGUAGACAUGCUCUCUGAUGAUACAAUUGUACCAAACGAGGUAGAGCAACAGUUCCUCAUCAACCAUACAUCGUGUCAUUGUCAGCUGAUUAAUCCUCAACCAGGAUGUGAUCAACAAUGUCCGCAUCCAUUCCGGAAGGUUAGAGCAGGAGACACAUGCACUUGCGAAUGUCGGCACGACAGACUGCCGUGUCUCGAGAUCAAGUGGGGAAUCGAACCUUUAAGCACGGAAAGUUUCAAUUGUGUUAAAGAGAAACGCUGUAUGCAACCAACAUGCCAAGAUGGACAGUUUGAUAUGAGGAAAGGGUUUUGCCCAGGUACAAAUGAGCCAUAUCCUUACAGGAAACGGCGGAAUGUCCAAAGGUAGACGAUGACGUCACAGCGUGUUACUGCCUACCUCAUCACAAGUCGUAGUCACGUGACUGAAAAAAGUACCUUCAUUCAUCAAAAUGUGUUCCAUAAACUAUUUAUUUAUUAUAUUUCAUUUUCAUUAGUACAAACAACGUUGUGAUGAGUCUAGUCAACGGACAUGCGCGAAGUUAUAAGUGCCAAAGUUUCCACGUGCCUCGACGCGAGGCGAAAGAAGCGGAUCAAGUCCGCCAAGGUUCUACAGGGUUCUAAAGCUGAAAUCUGCAUUUGUGUUUAUCUAAUCAAGAUAUUUAAUGGAGCUUUUCGUAAUUAUUUAUUAAACUUUUUACACGUAAGACAAAGAUCAACUGACGGAUGAUAAUCAACCCGUGGACUGAAUUUUGAACCACACCGUCCCUUACAAACAGUCCCACCACCACUUUGCGUCUACAGGGAAUAAUUUUUUGGUUCAUUCACUCAGACGUUGAUUCGAAGGUUUGAUCUCAGGAUUAAAGGAAGACACAAAUUUCGCUGUAAGAAUUCUCGUCAUAGAUAUUAUAGGACACUAUAUUAUUCUACCGAACAGAAACGUCACGAAUUAUUGAAUCUCACGAUUAUUGUUACUCUCGAAAAAAAAUAGUCCACGAUAUGUAUACAUUUUUACGUUACGUAUUGUAAAUUUUGUCCAUUGUGUCCAUUUUUUUAUCUUAAGUGUCACUCAUUUAGUUUGUAUAUUUAAGUACUAUAAAUUAAUAGAAUGCAUAAAUCAUGAGAUUACUUCGUUAUGAUCACGUGAUUCUCUUUAGAGAAAACAUAACAGAUCCUUAAGAAACUUGCAUUGAAAAACUUAAUUAAGGCAAUUCAUUAUAAUUCCAAUUAGACAAAAUUCCCAUCAAUCUUCAUUUUAUAAUUCUGAUUUUGUUUUUCGAUUUGAAUUUUGAAUGGAUAACUCAUUUUUUUACUUAAGAUUCAAUA